CAGUAUUGAGCAUGGGAAAUAUACCAGGAGGAAUGGGAGGCCCUGGAGGGCCGGGUGGUGGUGAUAAGAAGAAACAGGACAAGUCGAAGAAGAAGGGACCUGCUCCUCCACCAGCGCACUUUGGCAGGAGGAAGAAGCGCGUUAAUAAGGGUCCACCUGGCAUGUCGAAGAUACCCACGGUAGUUCCCACGAGCAAGUGCAGGCUCCGAAUGCUCAAGCUGGAUAGGAUCAAGGAUUACCUGCUGAUGGAGGAGGAGUUCAUCAACAGGCAAGAGGCCAUGAAAGUUGGCGGAGAGGAUAGGACUGAGGAGGAGAGGAACAAGGUUGAUGAGAUCCGUGGCAAGCCGAUCAGUGUUGGCAACCUGGAGGAGCUCAUAGACGACAGCCAUGCCAUCGUCUCUACCUCCAAUGGCCCCGAGUUUUACGUCAACAUUCUCUCCAUUGUUGAUCAAGAUCAGCUCGAGCCAGGCAGCUCAGUACUCCUCCAUAACAAAUCUAUGUCUAUCGUGGGUAUACUAGCUGAUGAUGUUGACCCGUUGGUCAGCGUUAUGAAGGUUGACAAGGCGCCUCUCGAGUCUUAUAGUGACAUAGGUGGUCUGGAGCAGCAGAUUCAGGAGAUCAAGGAGGCCGUGGAACUCCCUCUGACACAUCCGGAGUUGUAUGAGGAUAUUGGUAUCAAGCCUCCGAAGGGUGUGAUCUUGUAUGGGGCGCCGGGAACAGGGAAGACACUGUUGGCGAAGGCAGUGGCGAACGAGACCAGCGCGACCUUCCUCAGGGUCGUGGGUUCCGAGCUCAUUCAGAAGUAUCUUGGUGAUGGCCCUAAACUGGUACGAGAAAUGUUCCGAGUGGCUAAUGAGCAAGCGCCGUCGAUUGUCUUCAUAGACGAGAUCGAUGCUGUCGGCACCAAACGAUACGAUACCACAUCGGGAGGGGAGAGGGAGAUCCAAAGAACCAUGCUCGAGCUGCUCAAUCAGCUCGAUGGCUUUGAUCAAUCGGCUGAUGUGAAGGUCAUCCUCGCAACGAACAAAAUUGAAAGUCUGGAUCCUGCUCUAUUGAGGCCUGGUCGGAUCGAUCGUAAGAUUGAGUUCCCCUUGCCGGACAUCAACACUAAAAGACGCAUCUUCCAAAUCCAUACCUCGAAAAUGACUCUAGCUGAUGACGUGGACUUGGAAGAGUUUGUCCACAGCAAGGACGACUUGAGCGGAGCUGAUAUCAAGGCCAUCUGUACUGAAGCCGGUAUGUUGGCACUGCGUGAGCGUCGCAUGCGUGUGACUGCUGAGGAUCUGAGGAAGGCUCGAGAGAAGGCACUGUAUCGCAAGAAGGGAAAUAUCCCUGAGGGAAUGUAUCUGUAAUAUUCCUGCGAUAGAGUUGAGAUA
This is a messenger RNA of Perkinsus marinus ATCC 50983, 1376 nucleotides long. RefSeq names its product 26S protease regulatory subunit, putative. Lineage: Eukaryota; Perkinsozoa; Perkinsida; Perkinsidae. The coding region runs from base 12 to 1352 and encodes 446 amino acids. Gene Ontology annotation, molecular function: ATP binding; ATP hydrolysis activity; proteasome-activating activity. The transcript has 14 exons. Gene Ontology annotation, biological process: proteasome-mediated ubiquitin-dependent protein catabolic process. The record is from RefSeq and is a predicted model, not a curated record. Gene Ontology annotation, cellular component: proteasome regulatory particle, base subcomplex.